AUGACUGAAAAUCUUAGCUUCAAAGAUAAGGUAGUGAUUAUCACUGGAGCCGGUGGAGGGCUAGGUAGAGUGUAUGCUCUGGAGUUCGCCAAAAGAGGGGCGAAUGUUGUUGUUAACGAUUUAGGCGGCUCUUUGGGCGGAGAGGGUCACAACUCAAGAGCAGCGGACGUUGUCGUCAAGGAAAUUCAAGAGAAAUACAAGGUUCGAGCAGCGGCCAACUACGACUCAGUGACAGACAAUGCAGCAGGAAUCGUCAAGACGGCGAUUGAUAGUUUCGGACGUGUGGAUGUUGUCGUGAAUAACGCAGGAAUCUUGCGGGACUCUAGUUUUGCGAAGAUGCAGGACGCUGCAUUUGAUGCUGUAGUCGAUGUGCAUCUAAAUGGCGCCUACAAGCUCACAAAAGCUGCUUGGCCUAUUUUCAAACGGCAAAAUUUCGGUAGAGUCGUCAAUACGUGUUCUCCAGCCGGACUUUACGGCAAUUUUGGACAGGCCAAUUAUUCGGCGGCGAAACUAGGCCUUGUCGGUUUCUCAGAAACUUUAGCUAAAGAGGGGUACAAGAGCAACAUUUUCGUGAAUUGUAUUGUGCCGCUAGCUCGUUCUCGCAUGACUGAGCGAAUCAUUCCUCCGCACAUUUUAAAAAAUCUGGCCCCGGAGAAAAUAGCACCAAUGGUGCUUUACUUGAGCCACGAGUCUACGAAAGUCACAAACUCAAUUUUUGAGCUUGCAGCAGGUUACUACAGUCAAAUUAGGUGGGAACGGUCAUCAGGCCAGAUUUUCAAUCCCGAUCCCAAGACCUUUACCAGCGAGGCUAUACUCAACCAGUGGAAGUCUGUUGUGGAUUACCAUGACAAGCCAUUUAACAAAGUCACCCACCCUAUACAGUUGAGUGACUACAACGCGUUGAUCACCAAGGCGCGGCAGCUCCCCGCCAAUGAUCAAGGCACUACAGCUAUCAAUUCAUUGCGGGGUAAAGUGGUCAUUAUUACGGGCGCGGGUGCUGGUCUAGGAAAAUCUCAUGCCUUGUUCUUCGCUAAAUAUGGCGCCAAAGUUAUCGUGAACGAUAUCCGUGAUCCAUUUACUGCAGUUGCAGAGAUUGAAGAGAAAUAUGGUAAAGGCGCGGCCGUGGCUGACAAACACGACGUCGUUGCAAAUGCAAAGGAGAUUAUUCAAACCGCUUUGGACCAUUUUGGCAGAGUUGAUGUUCUCGUUAAUAACGCUGGUGUCUUAAGAGACAGGUCGUUUGCGAAAAUGUCUGAUGAGGAAUGGCUUGUUGUUUUGAAAGUUCAUCUAUAUUCAACUUUUGGACUAUGCAAAGCUGUCUGGCCAGUUUUCCUGAAACAAAAAGGAGGAUUCAUUAUCAACACGACAUCUACGUCGGGAAUUUAUGGUAAUUUUGGACAGGCAAAUUAUGCGGCGGCAAAGGCUGCUAUAUUGGGGCUCUCUAAGACUUUAGCCUUAGAAGGCCUUAAAUCCAACAUAUUGGUGAACGUGGUUGCGCCUCACGCUGAAACUGCAAUGACCAAAACAAUAUUCUCAGAUAAGGAGCUUGGAAACCAUUUUGAUCCCUCUCAGGUUUCGCCAUUUUUCGUUCUACUGGCUUCUGAGGAACUCUCUAAGAAGGUUGGAAAACCUGUCACUGGUCAAUUGUUCGAGGUUGGUGGUGGCUGGUGUGGCCAAACUAGGUGGGAAAGAAGUAAAGGAAUUGUCAGUACUGAACCAUCACCUGAGUUUUUGCGUGACAAUUGGAAGAAAUUAGCCGAUUUCACUCAAAGUACGCAUCCAUCGUCUACUCAGGAAUCAUCAAUGUCAAUACUUCAGAACGUGGCUGAAGCCUUGAAUUCUGCAGCAUCCAAGUUACUUUUCAAGUACACCGAAAGAGAUGCAAUCUUGUACAACUUGGGACUAGGUUGCACUAGUCAAGAGCUGAGGUACUGCUACGAGAAUGACCCCAAUUUCCAGGUUCUACCUACUUUUGGAGUAAUACCAUUUAUGUCCAGUGGCAAUGCUAUCAAGAUGAACACUCUUGUCGAAAACUUCAACUAUGCGUUCCUAUUACAUGGUGAACAGUAUUUCAAAUUAAACCAGUUUCCCCUACCAACUAAAGGCUCUUUGAAAACAGUCGGGGAACCAAUGCAAGUCAUAGACAAAGGCGGUAAGGCAGCUGUGAUUGUUGGAGGUUAUCAAACGUUCGAUAUUGAAACGAACAAACCAAUUGUUUACAACGAAGCCACUUUCUUUGUUCGUGGCGCUAAAGUUCCCAAAUCGAAACAGAUCAAUAAGGCUAGGAGCAAGUUUGCUAUACAACAGUUCAAAGCGGGUGAUGGUGAGCCCGAUUUCCAGGCAGACAUUACAACGGAUGAAAAUCAAGCAGCCAUUUACCGUUUGUCCGGAGACUUGAAUCCUUUGCAUAUCGAUCCGCAUGUUGCCAAAAUGGUAAAAUUUCCUAGACCGAUUUUACACGGGCUGUGUACUCUCGGGGUUACUGGAAAAGUUUUAUUCGAAAAGUUUGGCCAGUUUGAAGAAUUCAAGGUGCGUUUCACAAACGUUGUGUACCCCGGCGACCGCCUCAAAGUAAAAGCGUGGAAGAAACCUAAUGGUAUCGUCAUAUUUCAAACUAUCGACGUAGACCAAGGUUACGUCGUGCUUGAUAAUGCUGCACUCAAACUCGUGGGCGGAAAAGCCAACCUUUAA
Lachancea lanzarotensis is the source of this 2691-nucleotide messenger RNA. It is a transcript of the gene FOX2, whose product is annotated as LALA0S02e01750g1_1. The transcript has a single exon. NCBI's taxonomy places the organism in Eukaryota, Fungi, Ascomycota, Saccharomycetes, Saccharomycetales, Saccharomycetaceae. The record is from RefSeq and is a predicted model, not a curated record. Bases 1 to 2691 code for a protein of 896 amino acids. Gene Ontology annotation, molecular function: oxidoreductase activity.